AUGGAGUCGUCCAGGGUCUACGUGAAGAACCUGCCUCCCACUAUCAACGAAGAAGACCUCCGCAGCCAUUUUUCGGCCCAGGGUCGGCAAGUCACCGAUGUCAAGCUCUUCCCCCAGCGCCGCAUCGGCUUUGUCGGCUACACAUCUCCCGACGAUGCUGCAAGGGCGGUCAAAUACUUCAACCGCACCUUUAUUCGCAUGUCCAGGAUUUCUGUCGACAUUGCCAAGCCGAUUGCAGACUCUACCGUGCGGUCAGCUGCCAAUGUUCCCCAGAAGCGCGAUGCUGCAGCGGGUGCUCCCCUGAAGCCUGCGGUAAAAGCAGGCGUACAGCAGAAUGAGGACACCAGCACCAAGAAGAGAAAGCAUGGCGUGGUUGACGAAGCCGAUCCGAAGCUUCAAGAAUUCCUUGAGGUCAUGGGCCACCCUAUGAAAAGGGCUAGGGACAACGGGGAUGCCAUUGGUGGUCUUCCGGAUGCGAUGCCCAUUGUCCCUGGACUGGAUGCUGAGAGUGACGACGAGUACGAGCAGAUCCCGGGGAGGCAGGCCAAGCAACCCCCGCGGGAGACUUCUGUGCAUGAGGCCGUUACCGCCCGUCCCGUUGCAAGCGUCGACAUGCCUGCAUCACAUGCUCUUGAUGGAGCGGUAGAGGAGGUGGUGCCCGAGUCUACAAGUCCGACUGGUGCGACAGGUGCGACAGACGAUGACUGGCUUCGGUCAAGGACGAAUCGCUUGCUGGACCUAGUUGAUCCUGAUGAUCCCGGAUUUUCUGCUCGUCCACGGGCGGCAGGGGCUGCUGCAGUGCCUACACCCGGGUCAUCUUCAGCCGGCACAACCCAGGCGAAGCCGUCAGAGGCUCCUUCAGGGGUGUCGGGUGACCCAAGCCAGGCACCCCACAGAAACGCGGAUCCCGAAGACGCCGUGAGCAUAAUUGAAAGAACUUGCAGGCUGUUUUUACGGAAUCUGAGCUAUACCGUCACCGAAGACGGCCUCAGAGAGCACUUCGCCGUCUGCGGUGAAUUAGAAGAGGUGAACCUCCCAUUGGACAAUCGGGGCAAAAGCAAGGGCUUUGCCAUGAUUCGGUACCAGCAGCCAUCUUGCGCUGUUGCCGCAUUCCAGUUGGAUGGUUCAGUUUUUGAGGGCCGCAUCCUACAUAUCCUCCCAGCGUCUCCCAAGCGUGAGUCCCAGCUGAACGAAUUUACGCUUUCCCAGCUGCCUCUGAAGAAGCAGAAUAUGAUCAGGAAGAAGGCCGAGGCUGCAUCAAACAACUUCAACUGGAACUCGCUCUUCAUGAGUCAAGAUGCUGUGAACACAGCCAUCUCAGAACGCCUCGGAGUGUCAAAACACGAGCUCUUAGAUCCUACAGAUGCAUCUGCUGCUGUAAAACAGGCAGUGGCUGAGACCACUGUCAUCCAGGAGGCCAAGGCUUAUUUUGCCGCCAACGGGGUGAAUAUUGAAGCAUUCAAGUCGGGGCGACGAGGAGAUACGUCGAUCCUAGUGAAGAACAUUCGAGCCACCACGAUUGAGGAGAUCAGACAGCUUUUCGAGGAGCACGGCCAGGUUCUGAGAGUGCUGAUGCCACCAAGCGGGACCAUUGCCAUUGUUCAGUUUGCACAGCCUGGCGAUUGCAAGACAGCAUUUGCCAAGAAGGCCUACUCGAGAUUCAAGGAGUCACCUCUGUUUCUCGAGAAAGGCCCGAAAGGGCUUUUUGUGGACACUGUAACUCGGCAGGACGAUCGCCCCGUCGGCGUACAGAAGCAAUCUGUUGCUGAGCUGCUGGAACGUGAUGAUGCCGAGGAUCAGCUGGAGACGAGCUCUCUAUUCGUCCGAAAUCUCAACUUCUCCACAACAAGCGAAGGCCUCACAGCCGUGUUCAAGCCACUGGACGGCUUUGUGAGUGCGCAGGUCAAGACGAAGACUGAUCCGAAAAAGCCGGGCCAGAUCCUCAGCAUGGGGUUCGGCUUCUGCGCCUUCAAGACAAAAGAGCAAGCUCAGGCAGCUCUUGGCGUCAUGGACGCGCAUGUUCUCGACGGCCACAAGCUUAUCGUCAAGGCAUCUCAUAAAGGUCACGAUGCGGCCGAAGAACGGAGGCGCGAGGAUUUGGCCAAGAAGGCGGCCAGCCAAGGUACGAAGGUAGUCAUCAAGAACUUGCCGUUCGAGGCGUCCAAGAAGGACGUGCGCGCCCUCUUCAGCACGUACGGCAAGUUGGUGGCGCUACGGAUACCCAAGAAAUUCAACCACUCAUCUCGCGGUUUUGCCUUUGCCGAGUUUUCUACUCCUCGGGAGGCUCUCAACGCACUCACGUCUCUCAAAGACACGCAUUUGCUUGGACGACGGCUGGUGCUUGACUUUGCGUCGGCCGAGGAGGUUGAUCCCGAAGAGCAGAUCAAGGCGAUGGAGAAGAAGAUCCGCGGACAGGUGAACAAGGUAGCCCUGCAACAACUUACAGGGCGAGGGCGGACAAAGGUCAAUAUUGGCGAUAGCGGCGAAGACGAGGCAUGA
This is a messenger RNA of Lasiosphaeria miniovina, 2499 nucleotides long. RefSeq lists its product as uncharacterized. Gene Ontology annotation, molecular function: mRNA binding. Bases 1 to 2499 code for a protein of 832 amino acids. Gene Ontology annotation, cellular component: nucleus; cytoplasm. The transcript is spliced from 3 exons. The record is from RefSeq and is a predicted model, not a curated record. Lineage: Eukaryota; Fungi; Ascomycota; Sordariomycetes; Sordariales; Lasiosphaeriaceae.